This is a messenger RNA of Pseudomassariella vexata, 732 nucleotides long. RefSeq lists its product as uncharacterized. NCBI's taxonomy places the organism in Eukaryota, Fungi, Ascomycota, Sordariomycetes, Amphisphaeriales, Pseudomassariaceae. The record is from RefSeq and is a predicted model, not a curated record. The transcript is spliced from 4 exons. The coding region runs from base 1 to 732 and encodes 243 amino acids.
AUGAGCAGAUAUGGCCGCUUACAACUUCACCAGAACCUUUCACCAAACUCUUCCCUCUCCCGCCCCGAGCUCUCCCAAGAUGUGAAGAUAGCCCUCAUGGCCGGUGGCUCCUCCAGCAUCGGUUACGCCAUAGCAAAAGCCUUCGUCCAAGCCUCCGCGGCCAAAGUCAUCAUCCUCGGCCGGUGGCUCGAAGCGAUCCAAGACGCGACAAAACAACUGCGAAAAGACAGCCAGAGGUCGGAAGUCGUCGGGCUCGCAUGCCAUGUUUCGAAGCCCGAUGAAGUUGAUAAACUGUCGACGGUGCUCGAGAGGGAGGGAACCAGGGUUGGUGUCCAGGUACUCAAUGCCGCGGGCAUGUCGCGGCCGGUGCCGAUUUUGAAACGCGGGACUGAGGGAGUCUGGGAGGAUUAUGAGAUGAACGUCAGGGGGGAUUUGGAUAUGACGGAGAGGUUUUAUAAGCAGAAAAGGGAGGGUCAUGGGUCGCAGAAGUUGCUGGUUAAUGUUUCGACGCAUGCUAUUCAUGAUUGGACUAAGAUGCCCGGAUACGGCCUCACCAAGAAUGGUGGAACGUUAGUCCUACAGUUGAUCGUGGUACGAAAUGCAGCGAAUCUUCCCGGGCAGUUCGCCGUCUGGACUGCGUCGCCCGAGGCCAGGUUCUUGCAUGGGAGGUUCGUGUGGACUGAAUGGGAUGUGGAGGAGUUGAAGAGUGGUGCGGUUCGGGAGAGAAUCUAG